Molecule: messenger RNA, 733 nt
Organism: Priapulus caudatus
Lineage: Eukaryota; Metazoa; Priapulida; Priapulimorpha; Priapulimorphida; Priapulidae
Product: zinc finger protein 28-like
Exons: 4
Biological process (GO): regulation of transcription by RNA polymerase II
Cellular component (GO): nucleus
Molecular function (GO): RNA polymerase II transcription regulatory region sequence-specific DNA binding; DNA-binding transcription factor activity, RNA polymerase II-specific
Source: RefSeq, a predicted model, not a curated record
GUGUGACGAGUGUGAGGCGUACUACACGGAUUCAGUCGACCUCGUGCAGCAUAUGCAGCUGGACCACAACGCGACAGAGUUCUGGAAGUGCAGCGACUGCCCUCAGAUGUUCAUUGACAAGCAAAAUCGCACAGAGCACAGGAAAGUUCAUGCCAGCAAGAAGAGUAUCGCGCGCCCGGCAUCGCCGACCAAUGGCGUUGUCUCGCCGCCGCUCGACGCUCCCGUCGUGUUUAAAAAAAAAUUCUCCGUUUCCUGCGCGCAGGAGAAGUUCAGGAGCCGGCCGGAACUCGCCGAGCACAAGAAGACGCACGGAGAGUUUUCGUACAUGUGCAAGGAGAGCGGCUGCAACGCGGCCUGCAAGGGCGUCAACGACCUCAAGCUACAUGUGCUCGUCGUGCACAGAGGCAAGGAGCCCUACAAGUGUUCGCAGUGUAACGUGGUCUACGCCGUACAGAGGGAGCUGAGGAGGCACGAGGUCGCCCACCUCACAGAGAAGACCGUGCCCUGCCGCUACUGCAGCAAAAUGUUCACGCGGCCUGUCUACCGCAACAUGCACGAACGCAUCCACACGGGCGAGCGACCGUACCUGUGCAAGAUCUGCGGCGAGCGAUUCCGUCUCAUGGGGGCGCUGAAGUGCCACCUGCGUCGCCAUGUCAACAUGAAGCCGUAAUAAUGUCCGCGCAAGUCGUUCACCGUCAAGACGGGUCUGCAGAAACACUACGAGAGUAUGCAC